Molecule: messenger RNA, 624 nt
Organism: Mycena citricolor
Lineage: Eukaryota; Fungi; Basidiomycota; Agaricomycetes; Agaricales; Mycenaceae
Source: the annotation of a GenBank genome assembly
UGCAAGUAAAGGAUUUGCCUUCGGACCGGAAAUGGAUGACUGAUCCGUGACCAAGCACUGGUUACACACUACUACUACCACUACUUAUAUCUGUUCAUUGCGCCCACAGCCAGUCCCACCGGCUGUUCUCUGGGUUAUCCAGGCAACUCCGAUGAGAUUCCCAAUCAAGUCCUCCGCUAUCACCGUCUCCGCUUCCUUUCAACUCCAGUGCAUUCGAUGACUGAUGCCCGGUUCUACGUUGGCCUUGGCUGUCCACGUCGAACACAAAUGCGCUCGAAGACUCCGACCCGUCCAAGCGGGCACCACCACUCGCAAGCCACCUGCCACAAGCCGACGUCGAGAGUUUGACGUAGAAGUUUGUUCGCAGGUUUGGAUGUGUGAAAGAGUUGCCAGUGGGUGCCAGGGUAUCGCGUGCAUAGGUAUGGAUAUGGGAGUCGGCGCCCAGAGCGAAGACGAGUCCUGCGGUCGGACCUGUGCCCGGUCUGUCCGAGAGGCUGACAAUGCCUCGCGGUCGCCGGGUACCUUCCAUAGUUGUCGGAUCUUCGCUAGACGAUGCCAGACAUGACACUGAUGAUUUCGGGCUUCUGCCGUUCAGCUGUCGUAGGUCCCAAGAUCGCAAAACUC